UCAACUUCAUAGUCAACGAACAACCUCGCAAGCUUUUAGUUCUAGCAAAUAAUGUGUUAUUGAUCUGUGAACAUGUUCAGGACAUUGUGUAUACGUGUUUUGUGUGUGUGUGCUUUGGCCAGGACUCAAGUUAUCCCGGGGAAGGCUAGGACAAAUGAUGGAGAAUAUAAUAGUGUGAACACGGAUGGCUCUUUUGAUUUCGGAUACGCUAACAAAGAUCGAGGAGCCAGCUACCACCUAGCUCGUGGUAAUGCCAACGGGGUGGUAGGAGGCAGAUUUGGGUCCCGGGAACCCGGCACUGAAGAAAUUAAGGAAACUAUUUAUACUGCUGGUCCUAGAGGAUUCCGCGCAAAAGGUCCAAAUGUUCACAGAAAAAUUGAUCUCGACCAACGGCCAAGAGGACCGAUUGGAAACAAAGAUGAUCCCUACUUCGAUCCCAACGAAGAUCCGAGUUAUUCUUACAAAAUCGACACGAGAACUUACUCCAAAAAUGAGAACGCAGAUAGCAGAGGGGAUGUUAAAGGCCACUAUUCAUUCGUCGACGAUAUCGGCGAACGACACGACGUAUCGUACAUAGCUGGUAGGGACAGUGGCUUCCACGUAUCGUCAGCUUUCCCUGACUCACCACGUAAUAUCGGAAGCCCUUUCCAUAGAGCACCGUUAGUACGCAACGAGAAGAACCCUAGAGGCAAAACUGCCGUACAGCGAGGUUUGGAUGGCUCGUACAGAUUUAUAUCUGCUGGACCAGACCAAAGAAGAACAGAAAGCAGCGAUUCCCGCGGCAACGUCAGAGGAUCUUAUAGCUUCUUAGACGAUAAAGGAGUCCAAAGAACGGUACACUACAUAGCCGGACCUGGUAUCGGUUACCGUAUAGUGAAGAAUAGUAAUGACCCGUUCAUUCCAUCUUACUUCCCGACGCUACCAAGCCAGUAUGAUCCAGCUUUCAAUGACGUUGGACCCGUCGUAGCUUCCGUAGCACCCGCGUAUGCACCGAAUGAUGAUGGCAGUGAUGACGUGUUUAAAGGUCCAGACGGUACAGCUGCAUCAGGACAUGUAAAACCACCGCCGUUCCCCACCUCCGAACCAGACAGACCUGAUAGCGAUACUAGUUUAGGCGUCAGUAGUUCUGAAGACAGCCUCAAUGGAUCUGAUAGUUACGGUCAAACACCACCCUUAAGACCAGAAACAGACAGUGGAGACAUAAGCUACGUUGAUCAAGAUUCGUCCAGUUUUGGAGGCGUAAAACCAAGCAAAGGACCAGGCAAACCUUGGCGACCGACCAGCAAACCUUUUAGGCCGACGAAGAAACCUUACGUACCGCUAAAGCCUUCUCAAGCCCCAUUUUUUAAAGACGAAGACGAUUCUGAAGCCGACAAAAAUAAACCACAAUUCGCUGUAGGAUUUAAUGUGCACCAUAGCAAGCCCGGAUCGACUAUUAUUAAAAACAUUGGCAGCAAUUAUUUUGGAAUUCCUCCAGGAGUGUCGGUGCGGGCUCACGUUCAGAGUAUAGACUUGUACCCAUUCGGCGCUAAGCCUAUAUCGCCUUCAGAGGCGCUUGAAAACGACAAAGUGUAAUUUAUGUUUCUAAAUUAGUGCCAAGCCAUAUAAACUUCAAUAAAAUGUGUAAAUUGUGGACAUUUUUUAAAUAUAAGGUGAUAUUUAAAUAAAAAACGUUAUUAAGAA
Colias croceus (clouded yellow) is the source of this 1683-nucleotide messenger RNA. RefSeq lists its product as uncharacterized. The record is from RefSeq and is a predicted model, not a curated record. Lineage: Eukaryota; Metazoa; Arthropoda; Insecta; Lepidoptera; Pieridae. The transcript is spliced from 8 exons. Gene Ontology annotation, molecular function: structural constituent of chitin-based larval cuticle. Gene Ontology annotation, cellular component: chitin-based extracellular matrix. The coding region runs from base 73 to 1575 and encodes 500 amino acids.